UCUGCUUUCAUCCAAUUGCUAACACGCUGUCACAUUUGUCACUUCCUGGUCUAAUUUCUCCGUGUACGCGUAGCUGCAUCAAAUAUGGCCCUUCAACUAACAUUUUCCUUAUUAAGCUACGUUAUUAUGAUGAGGUGAUAGACAUCUUGGGCUAGAGAGUUGAGAGCAGGGGGCACCGCGGUAGUUGUCGCGGCCUGCUGCACUACGCUCCGCUUGCUCUCCGAGUGCUAGCUUGAUAGCUCGUUAGCUGACAAUUGUAAAUAUUAGCAAGCCAGGCCAGAUUUCUUUCCGUGUGUUACAAAAAUGGCAACCAUGGAGAAACUAAUGAAGGCCUUUGAGUCGCUGAAGUCAUUCCAGCAGCAGCAGGGACCACCGACUGCCGAGGAGAUUGUCCAGAGACAGAAAAAGGAGCAAGCCACAACGAAGAAAGACAGAGUUGCACACUGCUUAACAAUAUGUGAAAACAUAGUAGCACAGUCUCUCAGUAGAACUUCUCCGGAGUUCCAGAAAUUGCUUGGCAUCGCCAUGGAAAUGUUCCUGCUCUGCAGUGACGAUAGUGAAUCAGAUGUCCGAAUGGUAGCCGAUGAGUGCCUGAACAAAAUAAUCAAAGCACUGAUGGACUCUAAUCUGCCUCGACUGCAGUUGGAGCUGUAUAAGGAAAUUAAAAAGAAUGGUGCCUCUCGGAGUUUGAGAGCAGCUUUGUGGAGGUUUGCUGAGCUUGCUCAUCUUAUAAGACCUCAGAAAUGCAGACCCUAUUUGGUCAACCUUUUGCCGUGCCUCACCAGAAUUACAAAGCGGCAGGAGGAGACUGUCCAAGAAACCCUGGCUUCAGCCAUGCCUAAGAUCAUGGCAGCCUUGGGACACUUUGCUAAUGAUGGUGACAUCAAGGUCCUGUUGAAAUCCUUUGUUUCCAACCUGAAGUCCAGCUCCCCCACCAUUAGACGGACAGCUGCCAGCGCUGCUGUUAUUGUGUGCCAACACUCAAGGCGCACCAGUUACUUUUACACGUGGCUUCUUAAUGUUUUGCUGGGUUUGCUGGUUCCAGUCGAUGAGGAGCAUAUCAGCCAUCUCAUCCUUGGGGUACUUUUAACCCUGCGGUACCUGAUGCCUCUGCUGCAGCAGCAGGUCAACACCACAAGCCUCAAAGGAAGCUUUGGAGUAAUGAAAAAAGAGGCUGAUGUCCAGCCAACGUCGGAGCAACUGCUACAGGUGUAUGAACUGACUUUACACUACACACAGCACUGGGAUCACAAUGUGGUGACCGCUUCACUGGAGCUGCUGCAACAAAUGCUCAGGACUCCACCACCAGAUCUUUUGCACAUGCUCAUUUCUGUAGGCAGUAUUCCACAUGCUACCGUGUUUCGUCAGGAUGCCGAAAGUCGUGCGCGUUCUGGCAGCAUCCUGGAGUUCAUUGCAGGCGGGUCUUCCUACAGUCCACUCCUCCAUAGGAAACAUAAAGGAAAAAUCCUUUUAGGGGAGGAGGAGGGUUUAGAAGAUGAUUCUGAGAAGACUGAGGUCACCACUGGCGCCUUCACAGCAUCUGUUGAUGAAACUGAUGGAUCUUCGGAAGCCCAGGUGGAUAUCAUUACCGAACAGCCGCGCUCCUCUCAGCAUACCUUGCAGCCCGGGGACUCUGUGGACCUGAGCGCCUCCUCUGAGCAGGCCGGGGCUGCAGGCGGGACAUCACCCUCAGACACUGCUGAGUCACCCAACGAAAAUGAGGAGGAGAUGCUGAGUCAAAGCUCAAGCUGUGGGGCUAAUGUUACUCCAGAGACAGCUGACUACACUACACCAGAGAAUACCACGGCAGAUGGAGGGCCUUUUAUUGAAUGCGGGUCACACCUAAGCACCAAUGAAGGCUCACUCCCACCGAGUGACUCCUCGCAGACCACCACCGAAGGACCGGACUCAGCUGUUACCCCCUCAGAUGUCGCAGAGCUGGUACUGGAUGGCAGUGAGAGCCAGUACUCUGGGAUGCAGAUCGGAACUCUACAGGAUGAGGAAGAUGAAGGGACAGGACCUUCAUCCCAAAAUGAAAACUCAUUUCUGCCAUCAACACUCGCUCUGAGCAAACCACAUCUCUUCGACUUCAGAGGUCACAAUCGACAGGGUUCUGACAGCAGUGUGGAGCAUUUUAUACCAAAGGAGGAACCCACUGAAAUCGAACCUGACAGCAAGCCGUCAAGUAUAAAUGGCCCAAUUGGACAUUAUACAGACCAGGGGGCAGAGCCACUUGUGCACUGUGUCAGGCUUCUUGCUGCUUCCUUCCUGUUGACAGGACAAAAAAAUGGUGUGAUCCCUGACAAGGAGGUACGAGUGAGUGUGAAGGCCCUGGCAGUCAGUUGCAUUGGUGCAGCUGGGGCACUGCUUCCUGAAUCCUUCUUCAAUUCUCUCUACCUGGAACCGCUGGACGGGAUUUCAGUAGAAGAGCAGCAGUAUGUCAGUGAUGUGCUGGACCUAAUUCACCACGGUGACCCACAGAUCAGAGGUGCCACAGCUAUCCUGUGUGCAGCCAUUAUUCAGUCUGUACUUAUUAAAACUCGUUACAACAUACACACCUGGCUGGCCAGUGUGCAGAGUGCAACAGGGAACCCUUUGUCCCUGGUGGACUUGGUGUCUCUGCUCAGAAAAACUCUGAAAGAUGAAACCUCUGUAACCUGCAAGAUGGGUUGCGUUGCAGUCAGGCACUGCAUCAUGUCAGUAUGCAGCAGUACACUCAGUGAGCUGGGCCUACAGUUGGUGAUCGACCUGCUGGCUCUGACAGACUCAUCGUACUGGCUGGUCCGCACUGAACUGUUGGAGACGCUGGCUGAGUUGGAUUUUCGGUUAAUCAAUUUCCUGGAGAGAAAGACUGAGGCUUUGCACAAAGGCGAUCAUCACUACACUGGGCGUCUUCGACUGCAGGAUCGGGUUCUCAAUAAUGUAGUCAUUCAUCUGUUGGGUGAUGAUGACCCCAGAGUCCGCCAUGUGGCAGCUUCUUCUGUCACCAGGCUCAUAUCGAGAUUGUUUUAUGACUGUGACCAGGGCCAGACAGACCCUGUUGUUGCUAUUGCCCGAGAUCAAAGUUCAGUUUACCUGCAGCUACUGAUGCACGAAGCACAACCCCCCUCUCAAUUCACAGUGAGCACCAUAACAAGGACUUAUCGGGGUUUUAACCUAUCAAACACAGUGCCUGAUGUCACAGUGGAAAACAACUUAUCUCGGGUCGUCACCGCUAUCUCUCAUGCUUUCACCUCCUCUACCUCGAGGGCCCUGACUUUUGGCUGCUGUGAAGCACUAUGUCUCCUGGCUUCAAAUUUUCCAGUGUGCACAUGGAGCACAGGCUGGCACUGUGGCUACAUUAAUUCCAUUAGUACAGUUUCAUCUCGAGGAAAUCUCAACCACAGCAGGGGCAGGGCUUCAAGUCUGUCUCAGACCAGCAACACUCAAAACCCAAAUUCCUCUUUACCUGAUGUGGAGCGAAGGAACCUAACAGUGGGAAUGGCCAACAUGGUGCUUUCCUUGCUGUCAUCUGCCUGGUUCCCACUAGACCUCUCUGCACAUCAGGAUGCAUUGUUACUGACUGGCAACCUGCUAGCUGCGGUGGCGCCAAAAUGCAUGCGCAACCCAUGGGCCGGAGAGGAAGAAGGUAGCAGUGGCAGCUCUUAUCCUAGUGGAGGACCAAAUAAAAUGGAUGAACCCUGGGCAGCAUUGUCAGAGCGCUCCCUAGUGACAAUGGUGGACCAGAUGUUUUCCCACCUCCUGAAGGUCCUCAACAUCUGUGCGCAUGUGUUGGAUGACACUUCCCCAGGACCAGCAGUUAAGGCCACACUGCCCUCCCUUACCAACACACCCUCACUGAGUCCCAUUCGCAGGAAGGGCAAAGAGAAGGAGGCUGUUGAUCCCAAUUCUGUACCCUUGAGUCCAAAGAAAAGCAAUGAGAUCAAUGCAGGCAGAGUCGGUGACAGCACAAGUGGAACAGUAGUAAACAAGUUGAACACACCUGGCAGCUUCUACCACCUGCCAACCUACCUCAAGCUCUAUGAUGUCCUCAAAGCAACUCAUGCCAACUAUAAGGUGACAUUGGACCUUCAUUGCAGCCACGAGAAGUUUGGGGGUUUACUUCGUGCUGCCUUAGAUGUUCUGUCUCAGCUGCUUGAGCUAGCCACACUUCAUGAUAUCAGCAAAUGUGUAGAGGAAAUUUUGGGCUUUCUCAAAUCUUGCUUCUCCCGAGAACCUACCAUGGCUACAGUUUGUGUUCAGCAGUUGUUGAAGACACUGUUUGGAACCAACUUGGCAUCUCAGUAUGAGGGCAUCCUGAGUGGGCCCAGCCGUGCCCAGGGGAAGGUGCUCCGUCUUGGCUCUUCUAACCUGAGACCAGGCCUGUACCACUACUGCUUCAUGGCACCAUACACACACUUCACCCAGGCUCUGGCUGAUGCCAGUCUACGUAAUAUGGUACAGGCUGAGCAAGAGCAGGAUGCCUCUGGAUGGUUUGAUGUGAUGCAGAAAGCGUCAAACCAGCUUAGGUCUAACAUUGCAAAUGCAACACGCCACAGAAGCGACAAGAAUGCCAUCCACAACCACAUCCGUCUUUUUGAACCACUCGUGAUUAAAGCUUUGAAGCAGUACACAACCAGCACAUCUGUUGCUCUGCAAAGACAAGUUCUGGACCUUCUAGCCCAACUUGUGCAGCUCAGAGUCAACUACUGCCUGCUGGACUCUGAUCAGGUGUUCAUAGGGUUUGUUCUAAAACAGUUUGAAUAUAUUGAAGUCGGACAGUUUCGAGAGUCAGAGGCAGUUAUACCAAACAUCUUUUUCUUCCUGGUGUUGCUAUCUUAUGAACGCUACCAUUCCAAGCAGAUAAUUGGUAUCCCCAAAAUCAUCCAGCUGUGUGAUGGCAUAAUGGCCAGUGGUAGGAAAGCUGUCACACAUGCUAUCCCUGCCUUGCAGCCCAUAGUUCAUGACCUGUUUGUCUUGAGGGGCUCCAACAAGGCAGAUGCAGGCAAAGAGUUAGAUACACAGAAAGAAGUAGUGGUCUCUAUGCUUCUCAGACUUGUGCAGUACCACCAGGUUUUGGAGAUGUUCAUCCUUGUUCUGCAGCAGUGUCACAAAGAAAAUGAAGACAAGUGGAAGAGGUUGUCUAGACAGAUUGCAGAUGUCAUACUUCCCAUGAUUGCCAAGCAGCAGAUGCAUUUGGAUUCUCCUGAGGCUUUGGGUGUUUUGAACACUCUUUUUGAGAGUGUAGCACCUUCCUCUCUUAGGCCUGUGGAUAUGCUGCUCAAGAGCAUGUUUGUUGUCCCGAGUACAAUGGCAUCAGUGACUACAGUUCAACUGUGGGUCUCUGGUAUCCUGGCAGUGCUUAGGGUACUUAUCUCCCAGUCAACUGAGGACAUUGUGUUAUCACGAGUCCAUGAGCUGUCCCUCUCACCACAUCUACUUUCCUGCAACACAGUCCGGCACCUCUAUCAAAAGAGCGGGUCUCCCAAUGCCCCUCCCCCUUUCGAUUCAUUUGCGAUUCAAGAACCUAAUGGUGAUUCACAAAAAGCCCUACCAGAGGAAACUUUUGCCAGAUUUUUGCUCCAAAUUGUUGGAGUGUUGCUGGAUGAAAUUUCCUGCAAACAGGUUAAAGUGGACAUUACUGACCAACAACACACUUUCUAUUGCCAGCAGCUGGGGACACUUCUCAUGUGUUUAAUACACAUUUUCAAAAGUGGUAUGUUUCGCAGGAUCACAGCUGCAGCCAGCUUCCUCUUAAAAGGUGAGGGUGCCAGUGGUGAGAAUGACUUGGAGACUGGCCUUUACUACCAUUUAGUGACCUUGAACAGCAUGGUUCAGGGCCUGAUCACCACCCACCCCUCCCUGGUACUGCUCUGGUGCCAAGUCCUCCUCCUCAUCAACUAUACAAACUACUCCUGGUGGGCUGAAGUUCACCAGACACCGAGGCGAAAUAGCCGAUCAUGCACAAAACUACUCAGUCCGCACUCCUCAGAAGAUAAUGAAGAGGAGUCUCCUGUGUCCCUGUUCACCAUGAUCAACAGAGAGAUAGUCUGCAGGGGAGCCCUCAUUCUCUUCUGUGAUUACGUGUGUCAGAACCUGCACGACUCAGAGCAUCUUACGUGGCUGAUAGUUAAUCAUGUGAGUGACCUCAUCAGCCUCUCCCAUGAGCCACCUGUGCAGGAUUUCAUCAGUGCUGUGCACCGAAAUUCAGCUGCCAGCGGUCUCUUCAUCCAGGCUAUUCAGUCCCGCUGUGACAACCUGACAAAUCCUACCAUGUUGAAGAAGACUCUGCAAUGUUUAGAAGGUAUCCACCUCAGCCAGUCUGGCUCUCUGCUAAUGCUAUAUGUGGACAAGCUGCUCAGCACACCCUUCAGGGUUUUGGCCCGCAUGGUGGACACACUGGCAUGUCGCAGGGUGGAGAUGCUGUUGGCUGAAACGUUACAGAACAGUAUCGCCCAGCUGCCUGUUGAGGAACUGGACAGAAUCCAGGAAUAUCUCCAGAUCAGUAACCUGGCUCAAAGGCAUCAAAGGUUUUAUUCCCUGCUGGAUAGGUUCCGCGCCACUGUUGCUGAAACUAGUAGCCCACCACCUCCAGUGACAUCACACCCCUUAGAUGGGGAUCCACCCCCUGCCCCUGAACUGGUCAAUGCAGAUAAGGAGUGGUAUGUGACCCUGGUGAAAUCUCAGUGUUGUCUUCGUGGAGAUGUGUCUCUGUUCGAGAUAACUGAACUCCUCACAAAGCUACCGGCCCCUGAUCUUUUUAGCAUUAUGAGAUGUGAGACAUUCAACCUAAGUCUGCUGUGCCCAUGCCUAAGCAUGGGUGUUCAUCGGCUAACACGGGGUCAAGGGCCAGUCUUGUUGGAAACGGCAUUGCAGGUGACGUUAGAACAUCUUGUUGGGGUUACAGAGUCACUUCCUGCCCCACACCAGUCCUUCUUACCACCUUCCAAGCCACACUCUUAUUGGAUCCAACUGGCUGAUGUGUAUGAUGAGCCAGGUUUCUACUCCAAGGUUUUAGCCCUCUGCAGAGCUCUCUCCCAGUACCUCCUGUGUGUAAACCAGCUACCUUCUUAUUUACGCAUUCUCUGUGACAAAGAAGCUCUCAUCACUACUUUCACCUGCACUGCCACUGAGGUGAUAGUCUGGCGUCUGCUCCAGGAUCAGCUACCCCUGAGUGUGGACCUUCAGUGGACUCUGUCUUGUCUCUGCCUGGCACUGCAGCAGACUUGCAUCUGGAACAAACUGUCUACCACAGAGUACGCUACACACACGUGUUCCCUCAUCUACUGCUUACGCCUCAUUAUGGUUGCUGUGGCUGUGAGCCCUGGAGACCAGCUUCUGAUCUCCGAGAAGAAGAGGUUAGCAAGAGAUGCUGAAGGAGAUGAAGUGGAUUCCCUACAAACAAAAUAUGGGUGUGAGUGGCAAGCAUGUGAAAUUAUGGCAGAGCUGGUGGAAGGCCUACAGAAUGUUCUUUCCUUGGGCCAUUACAAAAACAGUUUAAUACCAACUUUUCUGACUCCAACCUUACGCAACAUUGUGAUCAGUAUUGCCCGACUGCCACUGGUCAAUAGCUUCACUCGAGUUCCUCCAAUGGUUUGGAAACUGGGCUGGUCCCCACAGCCUCAGGGGGAGUCUGGUACAGCAUUGCCUGAGAUUCCUGUGGACUUUCUGCAGGAAAAGGAUGUCUUCAGAGAGUUCCUGUACCGCAUAAACAUACUUGGCUGGAGUAGCAGGACUCAGUUUGAGGAGACCUGGGCCACUUUGCUUGGCGUGUUGGUCACCCAACCAAUAACGAUGGCUCAGGAGGAGGACACACAACAAGAGGAAGAUUUAGAGCGUACCCAGUUGAAUGUUUUAGCAGUGCAGGCCAUCACCAGCCUGGUGUUGGGCGCAAUGAUGCUGCCCACAGCUGGCAACCCUGCUGUCAGCUGUUUGGAACAGCAGCCUCGUAAUAAGAGUCUCAAGGCCUUGGAGACACGAUUUGGAAGGAAACUGGCAGUGAUCCGGGGUGAAGUUGAGAGAGAAAUACAAGCUCUUGUUUCCAAGAGAGACAACAUUCAUACACACCACUUCUAUCAUGCCUGGGACCCUGUGCCCUCUUUGUCUGCAACCUCUGCAGCAGGGAUGUUGAUCAGUCAUGAAAAGUUGCUGCUUCAGAUCAACACGGAGCGUGAGAUGGGAAAUAUGGAUUAUAAACUGGGACAGGUGUCCAUCCAUUCAGUGUGGUUGGGAAAUAACAUCACUCCAUUGAGGGAAGAAGAAUGGGGUGAAGAUGAAGACGAUGAACCAGAUAUGCCAUCGCACACCUCCCCACCUUUAUCACCAAUUAACUCUCGAAAACAUCGUGCAGGGGUGGACAUUCACUCAUGCUCGCAGUUUCUUCUGGAGCUCUACAGCCAGUGGCUUAUUCCAAGCUCUCCAAGUAACCGGAAGACUCCAACCAUACUUGUCAGUGAAGUGGUCCGUUCGCUGCUGGCAGUGUCGGACCUAUUCACAGAAAGGAACCAAUUUGACAUGAUGUUCUCCACCCUUAUGGAGCUGCAGAAGCUUCACCCACCAGAAGAUGAGAUUCUUAAUCAGUACUUAGUGCCUGCCAUCUGCAAGGCAGCUGCUGUGUUGGGCAUGGACAAAGUGAUUGCAGAACCGGUUUGUCGCCUGUUAGAUACAACCUUGCGUAGCACACACCUGCCCAGCCGGAUGGGUGCUCUUCAUGGGGUCCUGUAUGUCCUGGAAUGUGACCUUCUAGAUGAUACAGCAAAGCAGUUGAUCCCUAUUAUCUCUGAGUACCUCCUGUCCAACCUAAGACCCAUUGCUCACUGUGUGCACUUGCAUAACCAGCAGCAUGUCCUAGUGAUGUGUGCAGUUGCCUUCUACAUGAUGGAGAACUACCCUCUUGAUGUGGGAUCUGAGUUCAUGGCUGCAGUUAUACAGGUGUGCAGUGUGAUGGUGUCUGCCAGCGAGGACUCCACACCUUCUGUAAUCUAUCACUGUGUCCUCCGGGGUCUGGAGCGUCUCUUGCUCUCUGAACAGCUGUCUCGUGUGGAAGGGGAAGCGCUGGUUAAGCUGAGUGUCGAUAGAGUGAACAUGCCGUCGCCUCACAGAGCCAUGGCCGCCUUGGGGCUCAUGCUCACCUGCAUGUACACUGCGGUGCUUGCGUCCGGUUCAGAAGUCACAGGGGUUAGAGGUCAGGUUGACUCUGGCUCUGCUGUAACGGAGGCGGUGGGGGUCACGGCGGGUCAUGUUGGUUUCUCCUCAGGCAAGGAGAAAGCCAGCCCCGCUAAUCGCCCUGCACACCCGGACCCUCAGGCCCCAGACAGCGAGUCGAUCAUUGUUGCCAUGGAGAGAGUCUCUGUGCUCUUUGACAGGAUCCGAAAAGGUUUGCCCAGUGAGGCUCGAGUCGUAUCGAGGAUUCUUCCACAGUUCCUAGAUGAUUUCUUUCCACCCCAAGAUGUCAUGAACAAGGUCAUCGGAGAGUUCCUCUCCAACCAGCAGCCCUACCCGCAAUUCAUGGCCACAGUCGUUUACAAGGUUUUCCAGACACUCCAUGCUACAGGCCAGUCAUCGAUGGUGCGAGACUGGGUGCUGCUCUCCUUGUCAAACUUCACACAGAGGACACCUGUGGCCAUGGCUAUGUGGAGCCUUUCCUGCUUCUUUGUCUCGGCUUCCACCUCGCAGUGGAUCUCAGCCUUACUUCCUCACGUCAUCAGCAGGAUGGGUUCCAGCGAUGUGGUAGAUAUCAACCUGUUCUGUUUGGUGGCCAUGGACUUCUACCGGCACCAAAUUGACGAGGAACUGGACCGCAGGGCGUUCCAGUCGGUCUUUGAGACAGUUGCGUCACCUGGAAGUCCGUACUACCAGUUGCUGGGAUGCCUGCAAUCAAUCCACCAGGAUACGACACUUUGACUCAGUUUGGCUCUGAGGCAAACAAAAAGUGGUGACAAUUGGACUCGUGGGAAAAAUGUGGUCUGUCUGAGCACUUAGUCUGUGAUGGAAGGACACAAUCUACUGUAGGCCCAAAUCAAUUCUUGAUGAAAUGUAAGGUAUACAAUAUAAUUCAUAUAUUAAAUGACAGAAUAUAUGAAGUGUAAGAAUGAGGCACACAGUCUAUAAUGUCACCCAACUGGUUUUGCCUACAAUCCUCCACCUAACAAGCACCUUGAUAAAAGCGUAAUGAAAUGAGAUGCCCUCCACCCCAACAAUUCAGUGGUAUUUUUUAAUAUGGGAAAAUUAUGGGAAGGACUAAGUAUUUACUAUAUUUUAAAUACCAUUGUCUAUUUUUCAGUAUGUUUUAUUCCCAUUUUCUUGAGAGGUCAACAUGGCAGUCUCUGCGUAUUUUCUUUAAAAAAAAAUAAAUGUAAUGUGUGGUCAGUUUACUUUAGCACACAGUUACAGGUUAAAUUGUAUGAGAGGAGGAUCCCUUAGCCAUAUCGUUGUCACUGUAGGGGGGAAAAAAGAGUUUCAGCUUUCUAAUUGUCAGUCAUGUGACAAAGUGACAGAAUUCAGUGUGGUUUUGCUAUUACAGUACAUUUUCUUUGUCCGGACAUUAGAAACAGAUUAACAAAAAUACCAAAUUUUUUUCUUUGUCAUUUUUAUGAUACUGCGCAUUUAUUUUGUUGUAUCAAAGAUUUUGACACUCCCUUCUUGUGCAUAUAAAUGAUUCCAUGUGUCCUUCUCUUGUUCUUUAUAACACUCAGGAUGUCAAAUGUGAUUGUUUAAAUAAGACUGGAAGUAAUGUGGUAAUCUUUUAAUGUUGUUGCCCUUGUAAACAGUAAACAAAUAUGAAAGCCAUUGUGCAUGACAGAAUUGUACAAAGAAGAGUUUAAAAGUACUGGUAUAUUGUGAUUUUUCUUUUUUUUUUUUUUUUUUUUUAAAUACACAUUAAAAAGUGAAGGAUAUGUUCCCACAGAAUACACAAAGCUCAAUCUUCAAAUGCGUUGCCUGGCAAUGUGCUGGGCUUUCAUACUGUGUACAUACACUUGCCUUAGAUAAGGAUUAUGUGCUUAACGACUACCUUCUUGCAUUAUUGCCCUUGGGCAAUUUCUAUGGCUACUGUUGCCACCACUGUUGUGUGGCUUAAGAUGCAACACAAUCCAAAGGCAGCCUUGUAACCAUGGCAACGUGGCUCCAUUGACUGGUAAUGGUAACUGCUAGGUAAUGUUGCAGCGCAGCACGUAGUUGACCUCUUUUUUUGUGUUGCACUUUAAAUUGUCUCAUCUAGGUUGUAAAGAAACAAAAAGUUUUAUUAUUGCAGAAUAUACAAUUAUUGCUCUUGUUCUUGUCGGCGAAUUAUAGACAUAAAAGUAAUAAACAGCUCAGAAAAUUGUAUGCUGAAUCAUGUCAUGUUCCAGCUUCAAGUGUGACCAUGUGAACUCCUGUAUUAACAGUUUUAAAAAUAAACGAAUCAGUCGUGCAGUA
Messenger RNA from Syngnathoides biaculeatus (alligator pipefish), 11394 nucleotides. It is a transcript of the gene htt, whose product is annotated as huntingtin. Lineage: Eukaryota; Metazoa; Chordata; Actinopteri; Syngnathiformes; Syngnathidae. Gene Ontology annotation, cellular component: cytoplasm; nucleus. The transcript is spliced from 67 exons. The record is from RefSeq and is a predicted model, not a curated record. Bases 304 to 9882 code for a protein of 3192 amino acids.